AUGGAAUCUGGGAGAAGGGGAUGGAAUCUGGGAGAAGGAGAUGGAAUCUGGGAGAAGGGGAUGGAAUCUGGGAGAAGGGGAUGGAAUGAGGGAGAAGGGGAUGGAAUCUGGGAGAAGGGGAUGGAAUCUGGGAGAAGGGGAUGGAAUCUGGGAGAAGGGGAUGGACUCUGGGAGAAGGGGAUAGAAUCUGGGAGAAGGGGAUGGAAUCAGGGAGAAGGGGAUGGAAUCAGGGAGAACGGGAUGGAGUCUGGGAGAAGGGGAUGGAAUCAGGAAGAAGGGGAUGAAAUGUGGGAGAAGGGGAUGGAAUCUGGGAGAAGGGGGUGGACUCUAGGAGAAGGGGAUGGAAUCUGGGAGAAGGGGGUGGAAUCUGGGAGAAGGGGAUGGAAUCUGGGAGAAGGGGAUGGAAUCUGGGAGAAGGGGAUGGAAUCUGGGAGAAGGGGAUGGAAUCUGGGAGAAGGGGAUGGAGUCUGGCAGAAGAGGGUGGAAUCUGGGAGAAGGGGAUGGAAUCUGGGAGAAGGGGAUGGAAUCUGGGAGAAGGGGGAGAAGGGGAUGGAAUCUGGGAGAAGGGGAUGGAAUCUGGGAGAAGGAGAUGGAAUCUGGGAGAAGGGGAUGGAAUCUGGGAGAAGGGGAUGGAAUGAGGGAGAAGGGGAUGGAAUCUGGGAGAAGGGGAUGGAAUCUGGGAGAAGGGGAUGGAAUCUGGGAGAAGGGGAUGGACUCUGGGAGAAGGGGAUAGAAUCUGGGAGAAGGGGAUGGAAUCAGGGAGAAGGGGAUGGAAUCAGGGAGAACGGGAUGGAGUCUGGGAGAAGGGGAUGGAAUCAGGAAGAAGGGGAUGAAAUGUGGGAGAAGGGGAUGGAAUCUGGGAGAAGGGGGUGGACUCUAGGAGAAGGGGAUGGAAUCUGGGAGAAGGGGAUGGAAUCUGGGAGAAGGGGAUGGACUCUGGGAGAAGGGGAUGGAAUCUGGGAGAAGGGGAUGGAAUCCGGGAGAAGGGGAUGGAAUCAGGGAGAAGGGGAUGGAAUCUGGGAGAAGGGGAUGGAAUCAGGGAGAAGGGGAUGA
Molecule: messenger RNA, 1053 nt
Organism: Closterium sp. NIES-65
Lineage: Eukaryota; Viridiplantae; Streptophyta; Zygnematophyceae; Desmidiales; Closteriaceae
Source: the annotation of a GenBank genome assembly